This is a messenger RNA of Diaporthe amygdali, 2133 nucleotides long. RefSeq names its product sodium solute symporter. The record is from RefSeq and is a predicted model, not a curated record. The coding region runs from base 1 to 2133 and encodes 710 amino acids. NCBI's taxonomy places the organism in Eukaryota, Fungi, Ascomycota, Sordariomycetes, Diaporthales, Diaporthaceae. Gene Ontology annotation, biological process: urea transmembrane transport. The transcript has 3 exons. Gene Ontology annotation, molecular function: urea transmembrane transporter activity. Gene Ontology annotation, cellular component: plasma membrane.
AUGGUUUCCGUCGCGGGCCUGCAGCUUAUCCCGCAGGGGUCCGCUUACGGCCUACUCAUCGGGCUGGGCGUCCUAUUCUGCGUCGUGAUCCUGGCCGCUGUCCGCAUCCAAAAGGCAUAUCUGGCCGAAGAUUCGGGCACUUCCGAGAUGUUCCUCGUGGCGAAUCGGAGCGUGGGCACCGGGCUGACGGCGUCUGCGGUGUUCUCCAGCUGGAUGUGGAUCAACGAGACGGUUAUGUGUGCAGCUAUGUGUUAUCGUUAUGGGCUGGCUGUUCCUCUGUGGUGGGGAUCUGGUCUCUGCUUUCAGAUUGCUUUGAUGGCUGCCCUAGGCGUGAUGGCAAAGAUUCGCGUACCGUAUGCUCAUACGUCGCUUGAAAUCAUCAAGCAGCGAUAUGGAAAGAUAGGGCACAGUGUCUUCAUCGUGAUGAAUCUUAUCAACAAUGUGUUUGGCUGCGCCAGUAUGAUCUUGACUGGCUCACAGCUUGUGUAUGGCGUCUCAGGCAUGCACUUUGUAGCGGCUUGCAUAAUCAUACCCUUUGGAGUUGUGCUGUAUACCGCUGUAGGUGGUCUGAAGGCCACAUUCCUCACUGACUUCCUUCACACCUUUGUCGCACUUAUCCUCAUCAUCUACUUCACCCUGUCGAUCCUUCAUCAUGAGGCCAUUGGCGGCUUGUAUGGCCUGUACGAUAAGGUCAUGGCCACAGCUUCCGAAAACUUGAUCCCAGGCAAUUACAAGGGAUCGCUCCUCACCAUGAAGUCUCGGGACGCCAUCAUCUGGGGGCUGGAUCUGAAGUUCGGAAACCUGGCUCUAGUUGUCAUGGACACGGCUUUCUGGCAAAAGUCAUUCGCAACAGAGGUCAACGCAACGGUGCCAGGGUACAAUCUCGCCGCGCUGGCCAUCUUCGGGAUUCCAUGGGGUCUUGGAACCGUCAUCGGUCUAGCAGCACGAGCAAUCCACAACACACCCGUCUUCCCGACCUUCCCAGGCGAGUUCACCGCUGCAGAGGUGAGCGCAGGAUUUGUGAUGCCGUACACCAUCCAGGCGUUGAUUGGGACCCAAGGAGUCAUUGCAUUCUUGGUGCUCGUCUUCAUGGCACUCACAAGCACAGUGUCGUCGUCCAUGAUCGCCGUCAGCAGUAUCCUCUCCUUUGACGUCUACAAGACAUACCUCAACCCCAGGGCCACCGACAAGAAGCUGGUCAAGGUGAGCCAUCUCACGGUCAUCAUACACGGCGUCUUCAUGUCGGGCAUCGCGAUCGCCCUGAACUACGGCGGCGCAAAUAUGACCUGGCUCGGCUACCUCAGGCCUGUCGUGAGCUGUCCCGGUAUCAUCCCCCUAGCCCUCACAUUAGGCUGGUCGCGGCAGACGAGGCUUGCAGCGAUCGUCUCCCCAGUCCUGGGCUUCUUCACCGGGCUCGGCAUCUGGCUCGGCACAGCUUACCACUUGUACGGCGCAGUGACCAUCGCGACGACACAUAAUCCCCUUCCAGCGCUGUAUGGGGCGAUAGGGUCGUUCUUCUCUCCCGCGCUGUACUCGGUGCUGAUAUCAUUGUACAAGCCGUCUAAGUUCGACUGGAGGGAGUUCCUGCGAAUCGAGCUCGCCGAUGAGGCGAUUCUGCACCGGGAGGAUGGGAAGCUGGCCUCGCCAUCGUCGGGAAGUGAUGAUGAGAAGAGGGUCAGUGACGGCGCUUUGAAGGCUGAUGGGUCUGAUCAUGCUGCUACUCUUACAAAGCCAGGGGCAGCGGACCAGCUUGCUCUCGACAAAGAGCAGAGAGUCAACAAAGGGUCGCCAGAGAUCUCAAACUCUCCCUCGCUCAUCAGCCUCGACGACGUUCAACACCCCUUCGACGAAGCGACGCUCCAAAAAUUGCGGCAAUGGGAGCGGAUCGCGUGGGUUUUCUUCGUCGUCAUCGUUCUGGUGACGUUUGUCGCUUGGCCGAUGCCACUGUACCGAGACUACAUAUUCACAAAGUCGUUCUUCAGUGGUUGGACAACAGUCGCUAUAAUUUGGCAGUUCUUUGCCUUUGGGGCAGUCGUCGUGUUCCCUGUUUGGGAUGGGCGGCAUGCAAUUGCAAAAGGUGCGCGGGGCGUUUGGAGGUCAAUCGGCUCGUCGUCUGCCAAAGCUCGGGCUUGA